This is a messenger RNA of Parasteatoda tepidariorum (common house spider), 4190 nucleotides long. The record is from RefSeq and is a predicted model, not a curated record. Lineage: Eukaryota; Metazoa; Arthropoda; Arachnida; Araneae; Theridiidae.
UGACGAGAUAACACUUCUUUGAUUAAGAAAAAAAAAUUCUUGAGCAAGAAGAAGAAGAAUCCAAAAUAUAAUCACGUGAUCAGAUUCCAUAAUCUUUAAUUUUAUAAGUUUCGGUUUCAUUUGUUACUAAAUUUUUUCAAAAUUCGAAGUGCAAGUCGUCUUGUGGUGCAUAGUGAAACUUAGACGUAUUGCUUUUCCCAUUUAAAAAGCUAUAAAAGCUGUCUAGAACUUGACUAACUUUUUACAGUUAACUUUUCAAGAGUUGAGAAUAAAUGUUCAACAAAAUGGUAAACAAGUGAUAUGGUCAGAAUUGCAAAAACUUAGGAAAAAUGGAGGAAGAACAGAAAUUUUGCAAAAACUGCAAAAGGAAUGUUGCUGCAGUAAACUUCGUCUUACACAUAGCUUAUUGUGAACGAAAAAUCCAGCUUUGUCAAUUAUGUGGCGAACCUGUACCCAGAUCCGAAGCCGAAUUCGAUGCUCAUUUAAAAGAAUACCACAUCCUUGAGGAAUGUAAUUUUUGUAAAUUGCCCAUUGAAAAGUGGAAACUUGACUCUCAUCAAGCAGAUAAAUGUUACAAAAGACUGGUCAAUUGUAAAUAUUGUGAUUUAAGUUGCACAUUUGACACUAUUUCUGAGCAUGAAGAGAGUUGUGGAUCUCGAACUGAUGAAUGUUCAUUUUGUAAGGCUCGUUUUCUUUUGAAAGAAAUGGAAGCACACCUUGGAGUUUGUCCUAAGAAUAAUGUAUUGAAGACACAGAUGCUUUGCAGUUAUUGUGAAUCAAAAUUUCCUGUAGAAAAUUAUGGUGAUCAUGUGAGGAGUUGUGUAUUCCGCUCUGAAGAAUGUUUGAAGUGUAGAGAUCGUGUUAAACUUAAAGAUCUAAAAGAGCAUGGGGAUUUUUGCGGCAAAGAAAAUCAUCGACAGUCUUCGUAUUUUUGUGAACAUUGUGAGCAAAAAUUUUCCUGGAAGGAAUUUCAAAGUCAUCAAUUAUAUUGUAGAGCUCGUUUCAAAAUCUGCCGCCAAUGCCACGAGUCUGUUCAAAUGUCAGAGUUAGAUCAUCACCUUGAAAUUUGCCAAAAAGUCAGAAGAAGAGAAUCAGAACCAUCAUGCCAGCACUGUGGGAGAAAUUUCCCAUUCAAUAUUCUUAAGAAACAUGAAACAAGUUGUGAGCUUCGUCCUGAAAAAUGUCCAUACUGCCAUGAUUUUGUUACAUAUAAAAAUAUGAAGAUGCAUAUGGAAGUUUGUGGCCAAGUCAGAAAAAGGGAAUCGGAACCUUCAUGUCAACACUGUGAAAAACAUUUCCCAUCCAAUAUUCUUGAGAAUCAUGAAACAAGUUGUGGGUUUCGUCCUGAAAAAUGUCCAAACUGCUAUGAAGUUGUUAGUUAUAAAGAUAUGAAGAAGCACAUGGAAGUUUGUGGACAAAUCGGAAAAAGAGAAUCAGAACCUUCAUGCCAACACUGUGAAAAAAGUUUUCCAUCAAAUGUUCUUGAGAAUCAUGAAACAAGUUGUGGGUUUCGUUCUGCAAAAUGUCCAAACUGCUAUGAUGUUGUUGCAUAUAAAGAUAGGAGGAAGCACAUGGAAAUUUGUGGACAAAUCGGAAAAAGAGAAUCAGAGCCUUCAUGCCAACACUGUAAAAAAAGUUUUCCAUCAAAUGUUCUUGAGAAUCAUGAAACAAGUUGUGGGUUUCGUUCUGCAAAAUGUCCAAACUGCUAUGAUGUUGUUGCAUAUAAAGAUAGGAAGAAGCACAUGGAAAUUUGUGGACAAAUCGGAAAAAGAGAAUCAGAACCUUCAUGCCAACACUGUAAAAAAAGUUUUCCAUCAAAUGUUCUUGAGAAUCAUGAAACAAGUUGUGGGUUUCGUUCUGCAAAAUGUCCAAACUGCUAUGAUGUUGUUGCAUAUAAAGAUAUGAAAAGGCACAUGGAAGUGUGUGGUGAAGAAAGUGAUUCUGAUGAACGCCCUGUUUCCUGUGAAUAUUGUAAUAAAACAUUUGCUUUAAGCUACUUAGCUUAUCACAUGAACCAUUGUCCAGAACUUAUUGAAAAAUGUCCAUCUUGUGAUAUGUUUGUUAAGAUGAAGGAUAAAUACAAUCACAAAGAGACCUGCAUGGCCCUAAGAAAUGAAUCUGAACUUUGUGAACAUUGUGGAAAAACCUUUCCUUCCAAUAUUCUUGAGAACCACAAAUCAAAUUGUGAUCUUCGCUGUGAAAAAUGUGCAUUCUGCUAUGAAUAUGUGAAAUAUAAGGAUUUGGAACAUCACAAGGAAUUGUGUGGACAAGUAAAACAGUAUCUUGUUGCUACUUGUAAAGAUUGUGAUCGUCGGAUUCCCACUGAAAUGAUGGAGGAACAUCAAUCUACCUGCGAUUUUCAAAAGUGUCCAUUGUGCAAUAAUUCUGUUGAGAUAAAGGAUAUGGACAUUCACCUAAACACUUGUGAACAAACAAGAAAAUAUCCUAAAGCAACGUGUGAACAUUGUAGUAGUAAAAUUCCUGUUAACAAGUUGGCUGACCAUGAAUCUAAUUGUGAUUUUCAUUGUAAAACUUGUCCAUUGUGCAAUGUUGCAGUGAAAGUUAAGGAUAUGGAUAACCAUCAAAGCAUUUGUGAACAAAAGCAAAAAUGUCAAUCUAAAGUGGAAUGUGAGCAUUGUGGAAUUAAAUUUCCUUUCAAACAUAUUGAAGAACAUGAACUAAGUUGUGGAUUUCGCCUUGAGAAAUGUUCUUUGUGUUAUGAUUUUAUUGAGCUGAUAGAAAUGGAUGGUCAUAGAAGAACGUGUGAAAAGAUAAACUUACCACAGAUGCCAACUACUUGUCCUUACUGUGAACUAGAAUUUCCUUCAAACGAAAUUGAAUAUCACAUUGUAAGCUGUGGAGCUAGCUUGAAAAAAUGCUUUACGUGUGAACGCAUGUUUAAAUUAAGGAAUUUUAACGAACAUGAAUGUCUAAAAAAUAAUUAUGAGAUCCAAGGCGAAGAUUUAACUAAGAAUGAUCAUAUUGAGCAAGCCAUAGAAAUCAAAUCUGAUGACCGACCUCUUCCUUGUGAAUAUUGUUUUGAAACAUUUCCUUUAAAUUGCUUGUCACUUCAUAUGGAGACUUGUCAAGACCUUAGUGAAAAAUGUCAGUUUUGUGAUACUUCUGUUAAGUUCAAGGAUCGAUACAAACACAAAGAAACUUGCAUGAAACCAUGUGAUCGACUCACUAUGUGCCCUUUCUGCCGUGUGAAAUUCCGAUCUGAAUCUCUUCUUACCCAUUUAGAGACUUGUACUGAACGCAUUGAAAAUUGCAAAAAUUGUGAUUUACCAGUAAUGCUGAGAGAUAAAAGAAAACAUAUGGAAUCAUGUAAACAGGAAUCUGCCAAAGAAGAAUGUGGAAUUUGUUCUUUGUUAGUACCCAAAGAUGAACUUUCUGAGCACUUUAGUAAAUGUGUUGUAGAAAAUUCUAAUAAUCCUUAUUCAGAAUGUGGAAUGUCUACACCUCGGCCUAUAGCAAGUUGUACAGAUGAUUCUAAAGUUAAAAUGCAUACUGAGGGGACAAAAACAAAUUUAUAUCCUUCAAUAGGAGAUCUUUUGCUGUGCCCAUACUGUUCCAUGAAUUUUCUCCCAAAGCGUUUUGACAAUCACAAGAAAUACUGCAAAUCGGCAUUAGUAGAAUGUCCUAUUUGCCAAGACAUUUAUCACAUUGAAGAGAAAGAGGAACAUAGAAAGACUUGUGAUGCAUUAGAUUCUGUACUAAUUCCAGAGAGUGACUUGAAAUUGGAAUUGCAGAAUAAGUUUGGAACUUUACGUUCAGAAGAAAAUCUGAGAGAAAAGGAAGCAUUAUAUGAACAAUGUCCUUUUUGUGAGAAUAAAAUACCUGAACGUUCUUAUUCUAAACAUUUACUAACUUGUUCUCUGUCUAUGAAACAAUGUCUUCUUUGUAAACAAGAUUUCCCUAAAGGAAGUGAAAGAGAUCAUUUUACUGUGUGUCCAAAAUUAAUCAAGAUGAGUUCAAAAUCUGGUCAAGAUGAGUUUGUUUAUGGAGGUGCCGACGCAUCCAUGAGACAAAAUGGACAUCAGAUUCACAGAAAUGAGGAAUCUAUUGAAACAGGUAUGAUUUUGGGAGUCUCACCCUUUAUCGUAGAAACAAGCUUUUUCACAAAGCAUUUUCUUUCAGUUACUUUGCUCACUAAAAUUUUCUUCUUAGCGUAAAUGCAGCAGUUGUAU